This is a messenger RNA of Gasterosteus aculeatus aculeatus (three-spined stickleback), 4284 nucleotides long. The record is from RefSeq and is a predicted model, not a curated record. Lineage: Eukaryota; Metazoa; Chordata; Actinopteri; Perciformes; Gasterosteidae.
AAAGAGAGCAGAAGAGAAACAUAAACCAUAGAGCGGCAGGAUUAAAUGAGAACAUAUUGAACAGUAAAAGAGAAAUUGAAAACAAAAAGACAAGGUGAGUUUGUGUUGACAAGGACAGCUAAAGAGACGGUUUGACCAAAUGAAAUGGAAUCAAAGAGACUGAGACAAACUUGGGAUUAUCAGUAACGGAUCAUCAGAAGUGGAGUUUCUCAAGCAUGGACUAGCUUGGGUGUCUGCGUACACACACAUACUCUUUCUACGAACACACACUGUGGUUUCCUGUUGUUAGCCGUCUCGGUGGUGGACAGGACAGUAUGCAGGAGUCUCCAGGUGCCGUGGGUGUAGAUGGCAGCUACGCCAGCAACGUUCCAGCCUUUCUCACCAAGCUGUGGACCCUAGUGGAGGAUCCAGAUACCAACCUCCUCAUCUGCUGGAGCACUUCUGGGACCAGUUUUCAUGUGUUUGACCAGGGACGCUUUGCCAAGGAAGUCCUUCCAAAGUACUUUAAACACAACAAUAUGGCCAGCUUUGUUCGACAGCUCAACAUGUAUGGAUUCCGUAAGGUGGUCAACAUUGAGCAAAGCGGCCUGGUGAAGCCCGAGAGAGACGACACAGAGUUUCAACAUCUUUACUUCCUCCAGGGACACGAACACAUGUUGGAACACAUCAAGAGGAAGGUGUCCAUAGUAAAAAGCGAGGAGACCAAAGUCCGUCAGGAGGACCUCAGUAAACUGCUCUAUGAAGUCCAGCUUCUCCGAACACAACAAGACAACAUGGAGUGUCAGAUGCAGGACAUGAAACAGCAGAAUGAAGUGCUGUGGAGAGAGGUGGUCUCACUGAGACAGAACCACACACAGCAACAGAAAGUCAUGAACAAGCUGAUUCAGUUUCUGUUCAGCCAGAUGCAGUCCAACACACCCAGCACUGUAGGCUUAAAGAGAAAGCUGUGACCCUUGAUGUUGGACGAUGGUUCUCCCGGAGCUCCGGGCUCCAAGUUCAGCCAUAGUCACCCGAUGGAGCCCAUGCAUGAGCCUUUCUACAUCCAGUCGCCAUCCAGUGAUACUGCCUCUUGCUCUACCAGUGGGCUGACAGGAGGACCGAUAAUAUCCGAUGUAACUGACAUGUCUCAGCCCAGUAUGGCCCUCCAGAUGCAGCCUGAUGAGACGAGGGAAAAGUGCAUGAUGCUUAUCAAAGAGGAGCCUGUGAGUCCAGGGGUGCGAGGAGGAAGGAAAGGAGACAAUGCAGGGGGAGAAGAUGCCGUAGCGUUGCCGUCCUCCUGUGAGGUGUGCUCCUCGGAACCUCCUGUGCUCCCCGUCGCGAUGGUCCAGUCUGUUCUGGAGGGAAGGGGUUCCCUGGCCUCUAUGGUGGAGAGGAGAAGUAAGAGACCUGCCCUGGACAGAGUGGAGGUUUCCGAUGCGGUGGAGAACGUGGACAUGAGCCUGGAGGAGCUGCAGCAGCUGCUGCUCAGGAGCCAUCAGCAGAGCACUGUGGACGCUGGGACCAGUUCUGCUCUGGAUCCUUUCAGUUUAAGUCUUCCUCUGACUGAGUGGAACUUCACAGAGAUUGAGUCCAACCUGAAAUCAUACAUGUUCCAGAACCAGGAAGCGGAGGCUUUUCCAGCGGCUGGCUGUGAGGAGCAGUGAUCCAUCUGCGCUGUGGACGGUUUUCAAAAAGGAAGGCCACAGAAGCGGAUGUUCUCCUCAUUAUUCCGCUCUGCAUGGAUUUGAUCCCACGGCUCUGCCAGGCUGCUUCUUACAUGUGGUAUUCUUUGCUCCCCUCCUUCUUUCUUUAUUUCCAUUAACACACCUACAAAAUGGCCAAAUCAAUAUAUUUCCAUCAGCCAGCAGCUCUUUAUGCAUGAUUCUUGAACGAGAAAAGAACUUCUUUAAAGUUUUCUGACGUCACCCAAACAAACAAGCGUGUUCUGACAGUUAUACCUGAAUUCCACUAUUAAGCCACCUGGAUGCAGACAGUGCAUUCUUGGCUGCGGCACUUUAGUCUUUGUGCGAGAGGGAGUUCUUGCUUGUGGAAGUGACUUUUUUUUCCUCUACUGUAUAAACAUCUAUAUUUAUCUAUUAAGCAAGUAACAAAUAAUAUUUUUAAUAUUUAAUCCUUAUUAUUUUUUUAAAUUUGUAUUUAAGAGAAUGGUUGAAAAGUCACUCUGAAAAUAAAUCUUGGAGUGCAAUGUAGCAUACUGUAUAUUAUAAGUCCUUUUUUCAGUCGGCUUAAGGGUGUUGAAAAUGUAAGGACUCAUCCAAUAUUUCAUGCAUUUCUAAUCAUGAUAAAUGUGUUGAGGUGGAUGAGAGGGGAUUCAGCCUUUCAUGAUAUCAAAGCUUCUUGUCCGAAAAUCUGUAUUCAAGCCACUAAAAUCUGUCUCUCUUUUAAUAAUAUCAUGAUAGGAGGUUUAACACACUGACGCGCCCAUCUAAUGUAUCUUUGCACAGGCCCGACAUGUAACUAGAGACUUGGUUACUUCUCUUCUGUCCAUUUAAAUGGGAAGUUUAAGGAAAUAUUUAAAAAGAGACUUCUCAUUUAACUAAACCAUGAACACAACUGCAUUUUUGCACAAUCUGUAUCACUAGUUAUAUAUAGUCAUGACAACAGGUCAGUUAUUUUGUGUCUGUAGACGAUCAACACUUUGUCAAUCUACACAUCCCUGUCUAGGAAAGAUACUGGCCUCAAGAUUUGUGGGCAAAUUUUAGUCUUGGAGACAUAAAAUGUACCACAGUUUAUAUUUGGAAACAAACGGCACCCUUGGAGUUGAGACUUAAGCGUGCAUAGGACAAAAAAAACCUGUUAGUAAGUCAUGACACUGACUUUUCAUUAUAUGGUGGGGUGGUUAUUUCAGAAUUUAAUCUGUUAUAGAACAACAAAGAUCUGCUUAAAAGACUGCAUAUUAUUCUCUGCAUUAUUUAAGAAAACCAAUAACCAUUCAAUGUGAAAUGUGUGUUCUCUGCACUGGUUGCAGGCAACAGUUUAAAGGUAAAUUGAUCGUAAAUAUUGGAAAUAUCCUGGAGAUGAGUUGAAUCGUGCAAUACUGUACAAAAAUGUGAGAACUCACAAAGUUGCAAUACAUGAAUGACCAUAGGAAUGUAGGAAACAGCUACAGCAGCUUGGAGUGGUGGACUAGAACACACGGAUGAUGUUAGCCUGUGAGAUUAAAAGCCCUGCUAGCACUUUACAUGAGUCAGACAAAGCUUCAACCUGUAGUUUCAGACAUCGUUAACGCCUCCAUUCAACUGUGAAUCUAGCUUUAAGCUUUAACACUUUUUUGCACAGAUUUACCUGUGCAAUUAGGCGCCUUUGUUAAUCUAAAAGCAAAAAGAAUUCAACUAUGUUGACCCUCAACUUUUUUGUCAGAGCUGAUGCUAGCAAGGUUAAAAAUUAGCUGUUGCAUUAGCUUUUUGAAAAAGUUCUUAAAAUCCAUGUAUUACAACCACUACUCAUAAGAAUGACUCCAAUUACUGAAAGUUAAAAAAUAAAUUCCUCUGACGGACGUGAAGAUGGUUCAUGUUUUGGAAAAUGCGGUAAGGAAGCUCAUGAAUGUGUUCCUCUUGUGUCGAUUUACCUCGACAUUCCAUUCCAUUCGCAAAAUUAAAAAGCUAAUGCAAACUGCUCCCUGCAGGUUAACAUUGUUUUUGUUGCAAAGCCUCCUUCUCAGUGCAGUCUUUAGGGAGAACGGUGGAAAAACAGGCUGUGGUGUAUUGUAAGUGAAAUUGCACUAUAUCACAGUUGUAUGCUUCUUGAGAGUAUACAGUACAUUUUACAUAUAGCAUUUUUAUUGUUCUUCAUGGAAAAAUGAGUGUUAUUGAUUUUUUUCAAGGAGUGAUGAAUCCUGACAUUUAGUUGCUGUUGUGUUCCUAAUUUAUUCUGUUUUCAAUUCUCACUGGCUUUUAAGCUUGUCGGGAUUGCAGAUAGAUAAGGAAGUAUUAUUGUUGACUGAGUGAAAAUAUAUCUGCUCUCACUAAGCCUGGUAUCCCAAAAGCACUGGUUCAAAUCCAACCAUACUUCAGCAUAUUGAUACAUUUACAAUGAAUACAAAACAGACGAAAAAACCCUUUCUUGUUAACAAAGUAUGCUAGCUGUCCAUACGGACACAGGGAAUCUGAGCGCUUAGAUGCCUUUAAAGUGGGCCUCAACCUGCAGAAAAUGUGAAUUGUUUUUGAUGUUUUUUUGCAAAGACUAAAGAGUUUUGUUAUUGAGUCAAAGAAAGUGAACAUGUAUUCCACCUGUAAGAAAUAUUCAAGUUGUUAAAAGAAAUAAAAGCAAAAGAAUGCAAACUAA